AGUCUCCGCCCACUUUCUGCUGUCUUUCAUCUUUAUCGUCAUCGUUAUCGUUGUCUUCCUACCUCCCAAGUCUUCAUUCCUGGAGGACUUUUGUCUCUGCAGUCAACUCGUCGGGGCUGACAAGAGUGUCUGAGAUGACUGACGAGCCCCGCAGAGGACUGAAGAGAAAGAAUGAUCCAGACUCAGAACCGCAGUCCGGGUCUUCCAAAGCCAGCCCGACGUUUCUGCUCCUGGAGGUGCCGGCAGGAGCCGACGGCAUCCUCCCAAUGUGGACGUCCUUCUUGUCGCAGGAUGUGGACAUCGCCUGGGCGGUCAACCCCUACAGCAUCAGCAUCCACCUGACCCCAAGGACCACCAGGUGCAGCUCAACCGAUCAGACCCCUACCAAACUGGUGGUGCAGCCCGCCACUGUGCAACAAGGCUCAGCCCACAACACCUGCGUCUUGCGCAGCGUCACCAAUAACGCACUUCAGCCUGCUCCUCCUGGUCCAGCGCCCUCGGACGAUCAACUGCCUCCGUCGCCAGCCGCCCAAGCGCCCUCACAGCCCCCAGCAGCGCCUCCUUUGUUUCACACCUGGAGCUCAGCUGAUGUGGACAUCUGUGAUAGAUUCCUCUUGGGGCAGUGCCCCACGGGGUCGCUUUGUCCAAAGCAUCACACCCACUUCCCCUUCCACUGGCAGCUGUGGUGCCUCAGGACACGGUGCUGGGUGGACGUGCCGCCUUGUUCCCAGGUGGCCCUGGAGCGCUUGUACUGCAACGUGGAUCGGGAGACUGCAAUCCUCCGCGACGGGCACAAGAGCCUCUACUUGAACUUCGACUUCAUGGAGAUGGAUGACCCAUUCAAAUACGACAGCGUCAGACGCCUGAGCAACUCGGAGAAUCUGCUCGUCAACCCGCACUUCCCCACCAAGUGGCGCAUCUACUGGUGGAACGACACGGAAUGGAAGGAGUACAGCCAGGACCUGUCCACCUUUCUCCUGUGGAACAUGAGCCAGAAGGAGCCAGAGUGUUCUUUUGCCAUCGCUGGACAAGAGUACGAGGUGGACUUUACCAACAUGACACAGACCAACGUCAACACGGGCUUCCAGAGGGACGUCCGCUGCCGGCCCGUCUUCCGCUCGCCUGAGUCCAUGCACCCUUACCUGAAGACGGGGGUCCUGAGAGAGCCCGCGCAGCCUCUUCAGGAUCCCCCUCAGCCAAACUUCAGAGUGGACCCUCUGGAGGACUUCACUUCCUGGUACCCUCCAGUGUGGUCUCUAGCCUCAGGGCAGGACUACAGCCUGGUGGAGGUUCCGGCCUGCUCAACAGCCUUCAAGACUGCCCAAAAGGUCUUCUAUGAGAGUCUACCUGAGACCAAGGUGGACAUUAUCAGCAUCCAAAUGGUCCAGAAUGUCCUGCACUGGGACAAGUACCAAAGGCACAAGGUGUACAUGCAGAAGAAGCACGGCAGCUCCAAGGAGCCUCUGGAGCGCCAUCUCUUCCACGGCACCACCCGGAAGGCCGCCGAGGACAUCUGCCGCAACAACUUCGACCCGCGCGUGGCCGGCGCCAACGGGACAUCUUUCGGCUGCGGCUCUUACUUUGCCACCUCGGCCAAACUGUCCCACAGGUACGCGUUGACGGCGGGGCGGGAUCAGAGCCGCCAUACCUUCUUGGCUAAAGUCCUGGUGGGCGAGGUGACCAGGGGCGAGUGCAGGUACCUGCGCCCGCCUCUGUGGAGCAGCGCGGGAUUCCAUCACCAACGCUACGACACUUGCGUGGAUGAAGUGGACAACCCCAGCAUAUUUAUUGUCUUUGACAGCAGUCAGUGCUACCCCUACUUCCUCAUCAGGUACAAAGACGUGCCCGCCGUCGUCCAAAUCUGAAGCAUCGAAUUGGUCCAUCCUCUAAACGUUCCUUGGAAAGAAAAUACUGUGAAGCACUUAAAUGUCCCAGACGUUUUUAUUUCAAGGCAGAGAUAGAAAAAGUACUUGUGUUUGAUGAGGCGUUACUGACCUCUUAUGUGUGUUAAAUACAAAACUCUCUUGAAACCACAGAGAGCUUUGAGUUUUAAAACGGAUUUUCAUAUGCUGCUGGUACAUUAGAAAAACAAAAAAAGGAUUGUUGUGAACAAUGUAUUCUUGACUACAUUAAA
This is a messenger RNA of Dunckerocampus dactyliophorus (ringed pipefish), 2134 nucleotides long. RefSeq names its product protein mono-ADP-ribosyltransferase TIPARP-like. The transcript is spliced from 6 exons. Bases 135 to 1865 code for a protein of 576 amino acids. Gene Ontology annotation, molecular function: NAD+ poly-ADP-ribosyltransferase activity; zinc ion binding. NCBI's taxonomy places the organism in Eukaryota, Metazoa, Chordata, Actinopteri, Syngnathiformes, Syngnathidae. The record is from RefSeq and is a predicted model, not a curated record.